Messenger RNA from Plasmodium vivax (malaria parasite P. vivax), 825 nucleotides. RefSeq lists its product as hypothetical. Bases 1 to 825 code for a protein of 274 amino acids. The record is from RefSeq and is a predicted model, not a curated record. The transcript has 2 exons. Lineage: Eukaryota; Apicomplexa; Aconoidasida; Haemosporida; Plasmodiidae.
AUGGGAAACACCGUUCCGUAUAACUGCUACGAGCGGUGGGGGAAGAGGACCCCGGAUGGGCCCCUCUUGAACUACGAUCCGCAGACACCAAACAACGGAUCGCUAGCAACCCUGCUCGAAAACUUUAACUACGAAUCGGCGGAAGAGACAUACAACGGAAGUGCCAAAAAGGGUCACACACCAAGCCAAGUUUACCAGGGGGGGGGAACCCCCAACAGCAGCGUCAACACGAAUAAUAGAAGCUACAACAAUAGCGCGAACAUUAACAGUAAUGCAAGCUAUAACAGUAACGCGAACUAUAACAGUAGCGCGAACUAUAACAACACAAAUCACAUAACCCCCAAGGUGGUUAGAAAUGCGAGGAGGAGACCCACGUAUUCACCAACGGCGAGGAAAAUAAACCUGGAAACGGAAGAAGAGGAAGAGGAGGAUAAAUUAUCAACAGACAAUUCAGAUGAGCACAUUUCAGCCAAAGAUAUAAAAGAGGAAAAAAUAAAACAGUACAGAAAAACGUUAACAAAAGUUGUAAAAAUAAAGACAGCCAUUUUUCAUGAAACUGUUAAAGUUACUUGCUCAAAGGAUGGAAAGAUGUUGGAGUGGUACAAGGGAAAGGCAGAAGGGGACGGGAAGAAAAAACCAAUUGGAUCAUUUUCUCUAAAUAAAAUAACUUCAGUACGAACCAAAGUAGACAACCUCAAGUCGCUAGAAAUAGCAGUGAGUAGCGUUAAUAUAAGUACCUAUUUGUUUAUUUUCAAAACGAGAGAAGAGAGGGAAAGCUGGCAGAACAACUUAGAGUCGUUUAGGAAAAUUAUGAGCAUGAAGUAG